AUGGCUGGGGUGGGACCAGAAGUGGAUCCUAGCAAUUCCGUGACUGAAGGCCCCGUGGGUGAAGAAGAUUCACCUAAUAAUUGGUCCUGGGGGUCGGAAUUCGGUUGCGUCGUCGGUGGUGACGAGCUCAUAUUUGGUGUCGGAGUCUCGAGGGAGAUAAGGGGGGUGAGAAUCUUGGGAGAAGAUUUCUCAGGGAACCACUAUUGUAGUGCUUGUCGCCGUAAAAUUUGUGGUUUCGUCUAUAAGGAACCCAAAGGUGGUUGGGAUGGUUUCCAAUUAGAUUUACGGUGUGCAUCGGUCUCUGAACCAUUUCAAUAUGAAGGCCAUGAACAUCCCUUAUUCUUAGCUUUAACACCGGAAGAAGAAAAAUCAGCAAUAUGUCAAAUCUGCCAAGAAAAAGAUGAUGAAUAUAAUGACUCGCAAAAACUGGCUUGCAUCGAAUGCAAUUAUAUCAUAUGUUUUGGAUGUGCUACAUUACCAUACAAGACAAGGUAUAAACAUGACAAACAUUUUCUGGUAUUUCGAAAAAAGGAAGAGGGAAAUGAUGAGCAGGGCUGGUGUGAUAUAUGCGAAAGCAAAUUAGUAUAUUCAAGAAAAGGAGGGUUCUAUUCUUGCGACGACUAUUGCUCCACCAUUGUUCAUGUUCGUUGUCUGCUUGGGAAAGACCCUUAUAUGAAACCUGGUCAGAUCAAGCAUUGGGGGAAGGAUGUUCUUAUUCUUCACAACAAGACCAUGUCUCGGCCACUUUGCCAUGGUACAGAGCAUUGUUGUCAAGAUAACAUAGUUUACAAAAAGAGAAACAUGACAUUUUGCUCUUUAUUUUGUUUAGAUUAA
This is a messenger RNA of Thlaspi arvense, 834 nucleotides long. The record is from the annotation of a GenBank genome assembly. Lineage: Eukaryota; Viridiplantae; Streptophyta; Magnoliopsida; Brassicales; Brassicaceae.